AUGCAGAUUCUUAUUGCCGCAGUAGUACAUACUUUGAAUUUCAUCAUGCCCGAGUUCAGUACCAUUUGCACUCGAAAGACAAGGGCAAUAUCGUUCGCUUCUGUUACGUCUCAAGCGCAAGAGGCACUGGAGCUUGACGUCACCCCCAACAAAGCUAUUCUGGAACAAAUGAAAGUUGAACUAAACAUCAAACUGAAAGAAAAUGAGGACUCUUAUACAGGUCUAUCAUUUACAGUUCACUAG
Molecule: messenger RNA, 243 nt
Organism: Alternaria burnsii
Lineage: Eukaryota; Fungi; Ascomycota; Dothideomycetes; Pleosporales; Pleosporaceae
Exons: 1
Coding region: 1-243 (80 amino acids)
Source: RefSeq, a predicted model, not a curated record